This is a messenger RNA of Durotheca rogersii, 1708 nucleotides long. Its product is annotated as alpha/beta-hydrolase. Gene Ontology annotation, molecular function: hydrolase activity. The transcript has a single exon. The coding region runs from base 701 to 1567 and encodes 288 amino acids. The record is from RefSeq and is a predicted model, not a curated record. Lineage: Eukaryota; Fungi; Ascomycota; Sordariomycetes; Xylariales; Xylariaceae.
GUCUGAUGUGAGGGAAAAUAUACUGUCAGUGCGCCAGAGAUCACUCGCGGGUCGUUGUCCUAUACCCCGCAGCCGGAGUCUCACGUCAGACAAGGAUAUCAGUAUCGUCAAGGCACCGGUCUAAACCACGACCCAAGCUCUCUAUUUCAAGCAGCGAACUGACGAGUAGGGUCGUACGGAGUAAGAUAGGUACUUUACCCGAAGGUGAUGAAGCCUGUAGUAAUCACCAGGCUGUGUAUCUAGCGAUUAGCAGUACUUGAUGCCCGAUUGGCUGGCCCCGGGAUCCCCAGGGGUGGCUAUCGAGAUCGCGUCCUGAUCCUAAUGUGCCUGUCGCCAUACCUACCUCCGGUGCCACGGCCGAACUGUUUCCGGAGGCAAUGGGGGUAUAAGCCUGUGUAACACAGCCCUAACGGCAUAUACAGACCAGAACCAAAUCUCAGGGUAAGGUGUGCUCAUUUGGCCGGCUAAACCACCCAUAUCCAACUGCGAAGAUGGCCGCCGACGCCCUUACCCCUAACGACAGCAGGGUCGAGCACAAGUUCCUUCCCAUCGGUCAAUUCGUCUACCAUUACAUGCUCGCAAAGCCAAAGGGUGACCCCAUCGCCACCGUCGUCCUCAUCCAUGGCUGGUAAGGCCGCCCGAGUCUCUCUGCAUCUCACAGUUCGCCGCUAACACUUUCGCACACAGGCCUGACCUAGGAAUGGGAUGGCGCUACCAGGUUCCUUUUCUCGUCGCCUUGGGCCUGAGAGUCAUCGUCCCGGACAUGCUGGGUUACGGACAGACGUCGGCGCCGGAGUCGGCCGAGGAGUACACGAUGAAGAAGAUGACGGCGCACAUAGCCGCCGUCAUCAAGGCCAACACGGACGCGCCCGUCAUCCUGGGCGGCCACGACUGGGGCGGCGCCUUCGUCUGGCGCAUGGCCAUGUACUACCCGGAGCUCGUCGCGGCGGUGUUCUCGUUCUGCGUGCCGUACACGCCUCCGUCGGCGGUGCUCGUCGCGGCGGAGGAGCUCGUCCGGCGCGUGCCCACGUUCCGCUACCAGCUGAUCCUGGCCAGCGGCGCGGUCGAGGCCGCGGUCGGCACGGCGCCCGCCAAGGUGGCCGCCUUCCUGCACGGGAACUUCGGCGGCACCACGCCCGAGGGCGAGAUGGUCUUCACGCCCGAGCACGGCGUCCACGCCGACCGGCUCGACCGGGUGCGCGCGUCGCCGCUGGUCGGCGCCGACAUGGUCCGCCACUACGCCGCCGAGUACUGCCGCAGCGGCCUGCGCGGGCCCUGCAACUGGUACCGCACGCGCGAGCUCAACGGCCGCGACGAGCUGCCCAUCGCCGCCGACUACGCCCGCUUCCGCUUCGGCGUCCCCGCCAUGAUCGUCAUGGCCGAGAAAGACAUCGUGCUCGUGCCCUCGCUCGCGGACGGCCAGGAGAAGUACUUCUCGGCGGGCCUCAAGAAGGAAGUCGUCCCGGACGCGUCGCAUUGGGUCUUGGUCGAGAAGCCGGACGAGGCGAACAGGCACCUGGGGGAUUUCAUCGCGAGCGUGCUUGCCGGCGGUGUCAAGCCGUCGUAGGCCCGGAGUCUUACCUACAUGUCCGCUCGGCCCCGUGAGUUGUAACCUUCAAGAGUAGCUAGAAAUAAAAGUCAGCACUAUUUCUGCUGGCUGCGUCUUGUUAUCGCAUCCUGGUCGUUUUUGUUACCCCCCUCCCCGCCC